GGCAUCAGGUGGCGCAACUGUUUCACAGCAAUAAACCAAAGGAGGAAGAAGCACAGCAGCGGUUUCUGCUUGAACUCAUCAUCAGUGUGUGUGGUUUUACCUGAGAUUAUUAAUCAUGGACAUACGACCGAAUCACACCAUCUAUUUAAACAAUGUUAACGAUAAGAUCAAGAAAGAAGAGCUGAAGAGAUCCCUGUACGCCUUAUUCUCGCAGUUCGGCCAGAUUCUGGACAUUGUUGCGAUGAAGACCAUGAAGAUGAGGGGUCAGGCGUUUGUUAUCUUCAGAGAGCUCGCAGCAGCCACCAAUGCACUCAGACAGCUUCAGGGCUUCCCUUUCUACAACAAACCCAUGCGAAUCCAGUAUGCAAAAACAGACUCCGAUCUGAUCUCUAAGAUGAGAGGCACGUAUGGAGAUAAAGAAAAGAAGAAAGAGAAGAAAAAGAAAGCUCAGGAACAGGCUGCCAAUGUCAGCAACAAACCAGCGGGAGCUGUAAACGCACAACCGCCUCCACCUGCAACAGUCCAGGUCCCUGAUAACCCUCCAAAUUAUAUUCUGUUCCUGAAUAAUCUCCCAGAAGAAACCAAUGCAAUGAUGCUCUCCAUGUUAUUCAACCAGUUUCCAGGGUUUAAAGAAGUGCGCCUGGUUCCUGGAAAGCAUGACAUUGCGUUUGUGGAGUUUGAGAGCGAGGCUCAAGCUGGAGUUGCGAAAGAUGCGCUGCAGGGAUUCAGAAUCACAGCCACAUGUGCCAUGAAAAUCACAUAUGCUAAAAAGUGACCUGGCUCACACUUACUGGACUGUAAAUGAGGCUUUGAUCAGUGGAUCCUCACGUCUGAUUUGUGUUUGUCUUCACAAACAAUAAUUUUUUUUUAUACUUUAAUUUAUUUUUUACAUGUUUGUUCAGUGACUGUUUAGUAUUGUUUUUCCUUUUCUUUUUUUGGGGGGAGAUUAUUUGGUCACUGAUGACUUUGUGAUAUUCCAGGAUGGGUCUUUAUUUUGUACUAUGGACUAAUAAAUUUAGCAUCUAAAAUAAAUGUCCCAUAUUUUUGACAUUUUAGCUUUCUGCUUGACAGUUGAUAGUUCCCAAAA
Molecule: messenger RNA, 1087 nt
Organism: Carassius auratus (goldfish)
Lineage: Eukaryota; Metazoa; Chordata; Actinopteri; Cypriniformes; Cyprinidae
Product: U2 small nuclear ribonucleoprotein B''-like
Exons: 7
Coding region: 116-775 (219 amino acids)
Molecular function (GO): RNA binding
Source: RefSeq, a predicted model, not a curated record